Molecule: messenger RNA, 4081 nt
Organism: Ictalurus furcatus (blue catfish)
Lineage: Eukaryota; Metazoa; Chordata; Actinopteri; Siluriformes; Ictaluridae
Gene: acvr1ba
Product: activin A receptor type 1Ba
Exons: 9
Coding region: 348-1877 (509 amino acids)
Biological process (GO): protein phosphorylation; nervous system development; cellular response to growth factor stimulus
Cellular component (GO): plasma membrane; activin receptor complex
Molecular function (GO): ATP binding; activin receptor activity, type I; activin binding
Source: RefSeq, a predicted model, not a curated record
CAUUGUUUCCUCAUCACUCACUCACUCACUCACUCACCAUUACUUAUUUCAUAUUAGAGGGUGUUAAUGGAGGUGGGACGGAAUGCUACAUUUACAAAAAAAAAAAAGUAAUUUUGUGGAAGCUGCACGACUGAGCGCUCACGCCACAACAAAGGGGGAGCGCGCGCGGAGUAAAACCCUCCCCCUUAAAAAGAAAAAAAAAGUGCGCGCGCCCCUUUAAGCGCAGCUGUGUACGCGAGUCUUUAUUGCCGGAGUGCCUACCUGCUGGUGUGUGAGUGUGCGCGCGCGUGCGUGCAUAUGAAGCGUGCUGCUCUCUCAUUGUCAAUACCACACCAUCAAUGCAUUAAAUGCGAAGCAAUGGGAAUCUCGCAGUCAUGUCUCUGCGAAGAACCGUGUUAGCUUUGCUCGUGCUGAUUGGAUUAAUAGCGCCGGGUGAUGCUUUGAAGUGUAACUGUACUAACUGUGAAAAAAGUGGCUAUGAGUGUGAGACAGACGGGGCUUGUAUGGCCUCCACUUCCUACAUUAAUGGCCAGGAGCAGCAUGUGCGCAUCUGUAUUCCACGGGAGAGUCUAAUCCCACCUGGUCAACCCAUCUUCUGCCUGAGUGCCGAGGGAGUGCUCAACACGCACUGCUGCUACACGGACUACUGUAACAGCGUCGACCUGCAGGUCCCUAAUGGGGUUCCUGAGCGUGCGAUCUGGCCAGGCACGUCUGGUAGCUGGGGUCCCGUGGAGUUGGUAGCAGUCAUAGCAGGACCAGUCUUUGUUUUCUGCCUGUUGCUGAUCGUCGGCGUUUUCGUGUUCCAGCACCACCAGAGGAACUACAACCACCGGCAGAGGCUAGAUGUAGAAGAUCCCUCAUGUGACCACCUUUACCUAGCCAAAGACAAAACCUUGCAGGACCUCAUAUUCGACUUGUCCACCUCUGGCUCUGGAUCUGGUCUACCGCUGUUUGUGCAGAGGACUGUGGCGAGGACCAUCGUGCUGCAGGAAAUUAUAGGAAAGGGCCGCUUCGGGGAGGUGUGGAGGGGAAGGUGGCGAGGAGGAGACGUGGCUGUGAAGAUCUUCUCUUCCAGAGAGGAGCGCUCCUGGUUCCGUGAGGCUGAGAUCUACCAGACGAUCAUGCUCCGGCACGAGAACAUCUUGGGCUUCAUCGCAGCAGAUAACAAAGAUAAUGGCACAUGGACUCAGCUGUGGUUGGUCUCAGACUAUCAUGAACACGGCUCUCUGUUUGAUUACCUGAACCACUACACGGUCACCAUCGAAGACAUGAUCAAGUUGGCUCUGUCAGCCGCUAGUGGUCUUGCACACCUGCAUAUGGAAAUCCUUGGCACUCAGGGAAAGCCUGGCAUUGCACACCGAGACCUCAAAUCUAAAAACAUCCUGGUAAAGAAGAACGGCACCUGCGCUAUAGCGGACUUGGGCCUGGCUGUACGCCACGAGUCAGUCACUGAUACAAUCGACAUUGCCCCUAAUCAGAGGGUGGGCACCAAGAGAUAUAUGGCCCCAGAGGUGCUGGAUGAAACGAUCAACAUGAAGCAUUUUGAUUCAUUUAAGUGUGCUGAUAUCUAUGCAUUAGGACUGGUGUACUGGGAGAUCGCAAGACGAUGUAAUGCAGGAGGCAUCCAUGAGGAGUACCAGCUGCCAUACUACGACCUCGUGCCCUCUGACCCUUCCAUAGAGGAAAUGAGGAAGGUCGUGUGUGACCAGAGACUGCGGCCUAACGUACCCAACUGGUGGCAGAGCUACGAGGCCUUGAGGGUGAUGGGGAAGAUCAUGCGCGAGUGCUGGUACGCUAACGGAGCAGCCAGACUCACGGCCCUGCGCAUUAAGAAGACACUCUCGCAGCUCAGCGUGCAGGAGGACGUUAAGAUGUGACUCGUGCAAGGGCUGCCACGCCCCCAGAGACACGCACUCGGAGCGACCAGCCAGUUUCAGACACUUUUAUAAAGUUGUGACAGGGACUACCUCACCGUUUUUAGCCAAAACUACUGAGCGUAAGGCCACUCCAGCUGUUUUUCAAUCCCUCCAUGGGCUCCCAGUCCAGUCUGUCUUGGUCCAUCUCAAUCACGUCGAUGCUACACGCCUCCACUUCAUGGCCUGUUUGUUUAUAAGGCAGGAUUAAUUCAUUAACUGUGAUGGGACUGUUUUUAAUGUUUUAUUUUUUUUUUAAUGGUCUUGCCCUUGAAAAUGGACCGUUGUGUGCUGAUUGUAUAUGCGUACUUAUUUUGUGUGUGUCUCAUUUAGCCCAUACAGUAUGCUGUACUCUGAAUCAUAGCCUUUUCUCCACAGUGGUGGUGGGAUUGUGUUUCCUGAUUUUUAUCUGCCUUAAGCAUAGAUAAAGCCUAAAGAAAAGGAGCAGUGUGACUAUUAAAUUCACGGUGGGGCUGGAUUGCAGUGUCGUUCUUCACUGUCCAACUUUUAAAUGAAAUUCGUUGCUUUUGGGGAGUUAAACGGUUGCUGAGACACUGCUCGUGAGUCGCGACUCAUUUAUUUAACGAAUUAAUAUUGUGACUUGGUUACUGUACAAAAAGGCAUGUUUGUUAUAAGUGCUGAGAUUUAAGUGUGGUUGACUGUUUAACAGGGAGGUGUUUGGGGGUUAUUUUGGGGGGUUUUUUGGGAAGGGGGGGUUCCCCUCUUUUCUUUCAUCCCCAAUUUAUUUAUUUUAUAUAUGUAAUGUAGCUGUUCAGGACACUGUGAGAUUAAUGCUCAUUCAGGUUAUGGCCAUUAAUGAUACUAAUAUGAUAUAUACACUGUAUAAUGCUGUGCAAAGAUCAAAUUCAUGUCAAGAAAUGUAGCAUAACUAUCACUUAUGUUGAGCAUUUUCUUUCCCUUACAUUUUUGAGCAUGUGCUAUACUCAUCCAGUCUGCUAGCGAUUAGGAUUUUUAUGAACUGCACUAUUGCUCCUUUGGGGGAAAUGGUAGAAGGUGGUCGUUCGUGCCACUUUUAAGAAGCAUCCUGUAAAUGGUUCGUGUAAAAUAAUGCAUCCAUCUAUCUGCUUAUUUAUAAUGUAACAUUUAUAAUCAACAACUUUCUAUGAUAUGUUUUCGUCAUGUAUUUUAUAGUUUUUAAUUCCGGCCAAUGGGAAGGUACUACUGACUGCUCAGUUCCUUGCAUGAAUGAAAAUCUCUAAGCUUGUAUGUUUCGUAGUUAUCCGUUUAUGAGCCGAGUAGCUUCGUAUACCACCGAUCUAUAUCUAAAUGCAGGAAUCUACACUUGGCACCAGUGUGAUUUGUAGAAUUCUUAAAAAAACAAAAAAAUGUAUUUGAAGAGAAACGCAGUGUGUGAGUGUGGUCUCCAGGCUUUUGCCUUGGCUGUUUGAAGAGGACAUAUAAGGUCUAGAACAGUUGAAUGAACAUAACGGAUGAAUGCAUCCAGUUACAUAAUGAAUCUGGAUUGUCUGUAGGCAUAGUGUGUUUUUUUGAGUAUAGAUUAAGGGUGGCUGAAGCGUCAGGAUAAAAUGAGCUUUUUCAACAGGAAUCUUGCUUCGAGUCUUAAACAGGGUGCUGGGGGCAAGCUAAUACUUAUAUUACAACACUAAUAUUGUAACUCAAGGAGGUUCGGUUACUAAUUAUGCGACCUUUCUUCUUUGCGCCCAACUCAAUCGGGUAGCCGUUUCACCAAAACAGCACUACUUUAAAGAAUAAUGUUGCUAGUAAGUGUUACCUUUUUUUUUUUUAUUAUUAUUUAUUUUUUAUUUUAAAAAAAAGGUACUCCACCUUUUAAACAAUCCACCUUUUACUACCAUUCUCAUAGUCGAGCACUGGAAUUUUUGUUUUGACUAAUGUAAGGAACAACGGACUCGUCACCACCUCUUUAUGUAGAACUCUGGAAUUCGCUUUUGAUUGUGAGACAUUCUGCAUACAACAAAUACUUGUAACACUAGGAGGGAUUUUACAGCAGAUGUUAGUCAGGCACCUCACUGGAAGAAUCACACUGGAGUGUAGACUAACUGCCCUUGUUUGGUUUGCCACAAAGACUGGAUGCUGUAAUUUAAACCAUAUAUUAAACCCAUGUUAAAUGCAAAUUCUUUUGGGGAUUCGUUGAAAUUGUACAUAAAUAAUACAUUUUGUUUUCUUAU